GGUUGAUUCGUGAGCAUUCGCUCAGAAGAACCACGGGGCCGGCGGGAGGGGGACGGAGACCUGCCCGUCGCCCGACGGGGACCGAGCGGGGGGCAGCCCGGGCGGGGGAUGGACGCAGAGAAGAUGGAUGAGAAUGAAUGGAAAUACCACGGGGAAGGGAACAAGAGCCUCGUCGUCUCCCACAGCCAGCGUUGUGUGGUGCUGCGUUUUCUGAAGUUUUCCCCAAACCGCAAUAAGGCACCAGAGGAAAUCUUACGCCACCUGCAAAACAUAGUAGACUUCGGAAAACACGUCAUGAAACAGUUUUUUGGAGAGAAAUAUGUUCAUUAUGGGGAAGUUGUUCAGCUACCUUUGGACUUCGUAAAACAGCUUUGUUUAAAGAUCCAGUCUGAGAGGCCAGAGUCUCGCUGUGAUAAAGACUUGGACACUUUUAGUGGCUAUGCUAUGUGCCUUCCUAACCUCACCAGGCUGCAGACCUAUCAUUUUGUGGAACACCGGCCAAUCCUUUGUGUAGAGAUCAAGCCGAAAUGUGGGUUCAUUCCUUUCUCUAGCCAUGUUUCGCAGGAGAUAAAGCACAAGGUGUGCCGUUAUUGCAUGCAUCAGCACCUAAAGGUAGCAAAUGGAAAAUGGAAGCGAUUGAGCAAAUACUGUCCCCUAGAUCUCUUCUCAGGAAAUAAACAGAGAAUGCACUUUGCCUUGAAAAGCUUAUUACAGGAGGCACAGAACAAUUUAAAAAUAUUUAAGAAUGGUGAACUAAUUUAUGGCUGUAAGGAUGAUCAGGACUCUCUCUCUGACUGGAAUGAACUUGCUCGUCACUUAAAACCAUUCUUCUUUCCUGCAAAUGGGUUGGUCAAUGGACCACAUUGUACAAGGACAAUUAUUAAAGAAUUAAUCCAUGUAAUAACAAUGACUCUACUUAGUAGUACUGAUGCCUGCAGGGCAGGUAACAUGAAGACGGUUCCCAUUUCACGAGGAAGGAGCUACUGUGAAGCAAGUGCUUUCAGUAAGGAGCUGGUAAGAAAUGGUAAAAAUAAAAUGGAGGGCUCUGGCUUACCAAGGGGCUGUCUCCUUUAUAAAACCCUUCAGGCUCAGAUGCUGGACAUGCUGGAUAUUGAGGGACUUUAUCCUUUGUACAAUAGAGUUGAACAAUACUUAGAGGAGUUUCCUGAGGAGAGAAGUACAUCACAGAUAGAUGGACCUUACAAUGAAGCAUUUUAUGAGAAACUUCUAGAUCUUUCAACUGAAGAUGAUGGAACAGAAGCAUUUGCAUUUACAAAGGUUCAGCAGUACAGAGUAGCAAUGACAGCUAAGGACUGCUCCAUCAUGAUUUCCCUUUCACCUUGUCUACAGGAUGAAUGCUCUGCUCAAAGGCCUGUCGUUCUGGCAUCCAAAUCCAGAUUCACCUUUUCAGUUUCUGUCCUGGACCUAGAUCUUAAGCCAUAUGAAAGCAUUCCACAUCAGUACAAACUUGAUGGCAAGAUAGUAAACUAUUAUUUGAAGAAUGUACAGGCCAAAGAUGAUCCAAUGAUGUCAAAUCUGUUCAAGGAGAGUGAAGACUGCACACUAGUUCUCCAUAAAGUGUAACUGUUUCCUUAAGG
Messenger RNA from Malaclemys terrapin pileata, 1598 nucleotides. It is a transcript of the gene IPPK, whose product is annotated as inositol-pentakisphosphate 2-kinase. Gene Ontology annotation, cellular component: nucleus. The transcript has 13 exons. The record is from RefSeq and is a predicted model, not a curated record. Gene Ontology annotation, molecular function: inositol-1,3,4,5,6-pentakisphosphate 2-kinase activity; ATP binding. Bases 109 to 1584 code for a protein of 491 amino acids. Lineage: Eukaryota; Metazoa; Chordata; Testudines; Emydidae. Gene Ontology annotation, biological process: inositol phosphate biosynthetic process.